Messenger RNA from Cylicocyclus nassatus, 360 nucleotides. Lineage: Eukaryota; Metazoa; Nematoda; Chromadorea; Rhabditida; Strongylidae. The record is from the annotation of a GenBank genome assembly.
AUGAAAGAAGAUCCCCACCGAGAUGAAGUGCUUAUCAACAAAUUCAAAAAGCAAUGCAACCCUCUUCCUUUGAAAAAAGGUGGACCUGACAAACUCACGAAACUUUACGAUUACUUCGUAGAUACUCGAAUUAAUAUGCAGAAGAAUUGGUGGAAGGAUGGAAGUAGUACCCGCAUAUUCAAAGUCGACAUAUACUAUAAGAACUAUGAACAAGCAGCAAAUGCAAUGUUCAAUCACAUCAACGAGAAAGAAGACGCUUGCCAGCUCUUCCUGACGAACAGCAACUACAGAUGCGCCAGAUUCUACAACCGUCUUCUGUGGGGCAGCUACGACGACCUCUACUGCGGGUUCUUCAAGUAG